AGUAAUGUCAUUGUUGCACGGGUGUUGUCGAUUGCGCGCACCACCAUGAUUGCACCACUUGAGGCCGAGAGUGUGCGAAUCGGCGCGGCGCUGGCCACGCCUCCGCGCCUGACGUCGGCAUUGGCGGCGGCUGCGCGCUGGCGGCGGCGCCGCGGCCGCCCCCGGCGCCGUGGCCGGCCUCGGGUGCCACAUGAUCGCCGCCGCUCGUCGCCUCCGCCAGUCGACACGGGCCGCUCCGCUCGCCCGCCGCCGCCGCUGAAGUUGGCCCCGUCGCCGCCGUGGAGCUGAACAACCCGUCGUCGGCCGCCAGCGCCGUCGCCGCACCACCGCCGCCCACAAUUCUGCAGACUCAGUCCCCGACGCCCUCCGCAGCCGCCGCCGCCGCCGCCCCCGGCUCGGAGGCCAGCAAUCCGCUCUGGUGGCCGCCGCCAUCCAGGUACAACAGCAUCUUCAUCCCCCUGCCGACUUCGCAAAGCGCCAAGAUCGCAGGCACUCAACAGCGCAACAUGUUCUGCUACCACUGUCCGCCGUCGCUUCACCCGAGCUCGGCGCCCAGGUUGCCAGCCCUGGAGUACCCUUUCACCCCGACGCACCCUUACACGAGUUACUCCUACCACCCCGCCAUCCACGAGGACACCUUUGUCAGGAGAAAGCAGCGACGCAACCGCACCACCUUUACCCUCCAGCAGUUGGAGGAAUUAGAGAACGCGUUCGCACAAACGCACUACCCGGAUGUGUUCACCAGGGAGGAUUUGGCGAUGAAAAUCAAUUUGACCGAAGCCAGAGUGCAGGUGUGGUUCCAGAACCGCAGAGCAAAAUGGCGCAAGGCCGAGCGACUCAAGGAGGAGCAGCGCAAGCGAGACGAGCAGGACAAAUCCAAGCCUAUUACAUCGGAAAAAUCGAUCAGCGAUAAGACAGAGGAUCUGUGCUCAGGUGCAAGCAGCCGCAGCGCCAACAGCAGUCCCGCCGUGAUGACCAACGCGACCGAGGACCCCAGAAGGCCCGGUUCCGCGUCCGACCACGACAUAGAUGACGACGACAGCCACGGCGCCGAGGUCGGCUCCCGAGCGGCCGCCUCACCCUCGUACAGUCACAGUUCUGCUCGCAGUUCUCCGCGACCUCCGCAGACGAGCGUCCCGGCCGCCGGCCGUCCUGGCACGCCCACCUCUGAGGGCACGUCAGCCUCGGGCAGCACCGCCUCCCUCAGGGGCCCGCUGUCCAACAUUUCGCCCUUCGGAUCUCAUCUCUUCCCCAGCUUCUCGUCCUCUGACAGCAGCUUCAGACCACUGGUGGACGGCGCCGCCGCCUCGGCAGGGACCAAUCGCACCUCAGCGAAUCCGCCGCCGCCGCUCUUUUUCCCACCGCACCUCACCUCCCAGUUCGCGCCACCCUUGUUCCCUGGGCUCAAAGCAUUUCCCGGCCUGUGUUCGUGCUGUCCGUCGAUGAAGCCGUCGGGUCUGCACCACCACGGCUCCGGCCUGAUGAGCUCUUUGGCGGCCGCGGCGGCCGUGGCGCAGGAGCAGGAGCAGCGCUCGUCGAGCGUGGCCGAGCUGCGGCGCAAGGCGCAGGAGCACUCGGCCGCCCUGCUGCACAGCCUGCACCACGUGGCCAGCAUCAGGGCGCAGCAGCACACGCAGAGCGCCGUGGCCGCCGCGGCCGUCGCCUCGCUGCACUCGGCCCUCCAGCACCAGCAGCAGCAGCACCAACAACAACAACAACAGCAACAACAGCAGCAACAGCCGAUGAACCUGCACCAGGCCAUGCGCAAGUCGCCGUCCGGCUCGCCACCGUCGGACGCGGCCCGCGCGGCCCACGACGCCUCCAGCAGGCCCGGAUCGCCCUCGCCGUGAAGCGGAAGACGAAAUCAAAUCGCGCAUUUUUUUAUUUGAAAUUCCUAUUAAUUUUACGAGAAGAGACAAUUGGCUGCUUUUCCAUUUGGUUCAAGACUGGUAUGUUAAUUUUUAAUCCAUUCUUCGAAUUGUUAGGUUUAAUUAUGAACAAACACAAAUUAAAAAAGGAUAAUGCUGCGUUAACACACUUUUAGCGAGUUAGAAGUAGUGAUUUUUCCAACUCGAAACGUUUUUAUAAAUAUUUUUAAAUAAAAGUUACCAAUACGAAGAAUAAGAUAAUUUCAUUGGACGUCACGUUUUAAUGGAUAGUAAAAAUAUUGAUUAUUCGAGCACUCUUCAAUAAUGAAAAUAAAAUUACCAUAUAAAUUCAUUAUCAUUUGACGGUGCUAACGAGUUAUUGAGCUUCCGAAGCAAUAACAUCCACAUUUUUUUAACAUUUUGAAGCCAUUUUUGCAAGACGCAUUGAUUCACAAAUACAAUUUUUUUUAAUUUCCUCAAUUUAAGACUUAAUAUAGCUGGUAUAAUUAAAAUAGCUCUGUAAUUUCUACAAUUUUUGCUUUUAUAGACCAAAUUUUUACAAGAUAAAGAGCUCAGAAAAAAUCCGCAAAGGAAUUUAAUUAAAAUUACAAAAAUUCAUGGCUACAAAAUUGUGUCUCAACCAAAUUUUACGCAAAUGGAAUGAACAAAAUAUUUUAAAAUAAAUUUUGAAAUAGUUGAUGGUCACCGCUAAACUCACCCUAAAUAAUUAAAAUUGACGAUUCUAGUUCUUAUUAAUUUUCAUCUUCUCAAAAUUAAAAAUUUUCACCACCAUUUCAAUGGAACCCUCCCUGAUUGUUUCUCUGUAAGUUAAUAUUUGAAAUAAAUACAGUAUUCUGCAAAUUCUGAUCUCAACAGCUCUAACUUUUAAUAUUUUUGGACCCCAAUCCACCUCUCUUCGAGCGAUGUUAGUGGCCUCUAGAGACCAAUAGAAGCAAGGUCAAAGACGCAUAAUUAUUGCAGCAAACUUCGAACACUUUUCUUUCAAACAAUUUUUCACUUGCCGCUAGAAACGCUAUUAGCUGAAGAAAAAUUCCAGGAAAAGAGAUACUUGACUUGCUUUAAGUGUGUUAACCCAGUUUGAUUUUUAAAUUUAAAAAAAAAAAUUGUCUGGAAACUGCACCAAGAUGGCACACCACGGUCAAUAACUCAAACUUUUGAGGAGCGUUCCAAUUUUGACUAAUGUGAAAAUCCUUUAUUCUUUCUGACACGAAAUCCGAUCAAAAACAACCAAAUCAAUUUCCAACAUGUUUCGCCUCAAAGCUACGCUCAUGAGAAAUCAUACUUUUGACUGUGGUGCCAUCUGGUGAUGCUCCUAAUCACAAACGACUUGUGUUUUUCUCAUCUAUCUAAGCGAAACCAACAAACAUCAACGCGUUUUAGCCGUAAGCACGAAUAGCAUGAUUUUAUAAUAGCAGUCCGAGAAGAGUAUAAUAGCUAAUUGGCAAUUUGAACUCGAUUAGUGUUGUGAAUCUAGGAAUUUGACACGAGAACAAGUCAGCAUGCGAUACAUCCCUUCUUAAUCCAAGUUGAAGUUUACUAUUGUUGUAAAUAACGAGCACGUCACAAACUUUUUAAAUAAAUAAUAAUAUGUAUAAUUCAAUAGGUCACAGUUGUUGAUUGUUAUACGCGCCGCAUUUAUUGAAGCAUUUUCGUCAUUUGGAGGAAACGCUGUAGAUACUUGAUUUCAGUGUUAAAUGUGUAUACCAACAGCCGUGCAAGCUAAUCAUGGUUAUAAUCUCACAAAAUGAUCGUUGUUAUCCCCACCUUUAAAUUAGUCAGGAAACGCGAAGGAUUAUUUGUUAAACUUAAGGUGUCCUACCUAAAUAACUUCAUUCCCUCGAAAUGGAUGUUGUGUGUAACUAUAUAUUACUCCGUAAUAAAUUAUUGGUAAAAACCGAAAGAC
Messenger RNA from Cloeon dipterum, 3792 nucleotides. RefSeq names its product Dorsal root ganglia homeobox (gene Drgx). The transcript has 9 exons. NCBI's taxonomy places the organism in Eukaryota, Metazoa, Arthropoda, Insecta, Ephemeroptera, Baetidae. Gene Ontology annotation, biological process: regulation of transcription by RNA polymerase II. The coding region runs from base 507 to 1850 and encodes 447 amino acids. Gene Ontology annotation, molecular function: DNA-binding transcription factor activity, RNA polymerase II-specific; RNA polymerase II transcription regulatory region sequence-specific DNA binding. The record is from RefSeq and is a predicted model, not a curated record.